UAUUUAUGUAAGUUGUACAGAGAUUUUCUGAGAGAGAAAUGUGUAUUUGGUAGCUGAGAAAAUUUUGCAGAAUUUUCUACUGGUUUGGGGAAGAGAAGUGUUGUUAGGUGAAGAAUUUCUCGGCAAAUUUUGUGGUGGAACUUAAUGGACGAUGAUUCAUGGAGCUUUGGUUUCUCUACUUCUUCCAAGAGCUAUCGAUCGGCCCUUCUGUCGCGGCCAGAUCUCUGCAUUGAUUUUGAUGACUUAGAAGGAGAUGAUGAUUCAAAGGUGGAGUUCCCAUGCCCAUUUUGUUCGGAGGAUUUCGAUAUUGUUGGAUUGUGCUGCCAUAUUGAUGAAGAGCAUCCAACCGAGUCAAAUUAUGGGAUAUGUACUGUUUGUGGUACAAGGGUUGGGAUUGAUAUGAUUGAACAUUUAACUACACAGCAUGGAAAUAUUUUCAAGCUUCAGCAAAAAUUGAAACUCCAUAAGGGCGAAUCCCAUUCACUCCGUUCUUGGCUGAAGAAGGAGUUGCAGGAUGGACAACUGCAAUCUCUUCUUAGGGGUUCCUCUCUGUUUUCUUCCUCCAAUACGGAACCUGAUCCAUUGCUGUCAUCUUUUAUUUACAACAUGCCCAUGGUUGAUGUCACUGAAAGCAUGCAGCCUAGUUCUUCAACUGAAGUAAACUUCGAAAAGAAAAGCUUAGAUGAGAAUAUGUUAGAAAGAAACAUGCAACUGCCUCCCCUAUCAGACAAGGACCAAAGGGAGAAGGCAAAACAAUGUGAGUUUGUGCAGGGACUAUUGUUAUCCACCUUCCUCAAUGACAAUUUAUGAAUGAGGCUUCUGAUGUUAAAUUUUAACAAGCACAUCAUGUUGCAAGUGUUGAAUAUGCUGAUUCCUUGACAGAGUUAGAUUAGAUGUAGGAAUUGAAUGCAAUUCAUGAAGUGUUCCCAUCAGUUAGGCAAAAACAGAGUCAAACUCCUGUAUCCUCUCUUUUCUGUAAAUCUAAUGUUGUGUUUUCCUUGUGGCUCCUCUUACAUUUCAGACUGGUAGAUGAGUACUGAGCUUCUGUUUUGAUAUGAUCUCACUUUAAUUAUAGUAUAUGAUCAUUGUGUCUCAAAAA
Messenger RNA from Vitis riparia (riverbank grape), 1099 nucleotides. Its product is annotated as protein DEHYDRATION-INDUCED 19 homolog 4-like. The record is from RefSeq and is a predicted model, not a curated record. The transcript is spliced from 5 exons. Bases 145 to 810 code for a protein of 221 amino acids. NCBI's taxonomy places the organism in Eukaryota, Viridiplantae, Streptophyta, Magnoliopsida, Vitales, Vitaceae.